UUUUGUCAGGUAGCCUAAAUUAAUCAGAGGCUAAAUAGCAUGGGAUGGGCAAAUCUGACCCAAAAUGAACAAAGACCAUUCAGAUCUGUUCCUGUGUUUUUCAGAUUGUAUUCCCUACAAAUGUUAAAGGCUGGGAUUAACUUAAAAGAAUUAGGUGCCCAAUUCUUCCUAUGUGUCUUUAUAAAUUUGGAACUGAUGCUACAAUGCACUGUAUGUGCAAAACUCCCAUUAAUUUAAACAGGACCAUUAUACUGUGGAAAGGCUACAGGAUCAGGACCUUUGUUGGGAAGGGUAGCAUGUUAACCCUGAGGUCUUGAAGCUGAGAGGAGAUGAUAGGGGAAGGAGUAUACUCAUACUGUGGACACAUCCCUAAUUGGUUUGGUCAACUGGGUCCAUCUAGUGUCAUUGAAUUUUAUCUAACACAGUAUUUCAGCUCAGAAAUGCUGACUGCGAGCAAAGCCAUGGCUCAGUUUAUAAGUGCUUUUUACAUUUGUGUACUCUGGCUGUUGGAGUUAGCGCAACAAUGGCCUUGGGGGAGCAUAGCCUACUAAUCUUGAAUGAUAUUUUUUUAAAACACAUGUACACACUACCAUGAGUGAGUCUGAUUUUAUUUGUCUCAAGUAGGCAGGGCUUGUAGUAGUGCCAUUCACCCUCUGCUUAUACAUUGUGCUAUUUCCUGCUCCCUGGGUUUACUGUAUGAAGGAUACUAUCCUUUCAUUCACUAUAGAUUCCUAUUGCAAGAUUUAGAGACUUCCCUGCAGUAAUUUCUACAGAGUUUUCUAUUGCGUAAAUAUUAAUUCUUGAUUCUGAAAUUGAGAAAAAGCUAUAAUCUUGGAGUAGGAUUUAGAAAUUACACUAUUUCAAAUGGUUUCAAAAGCAGACGAUUUAUUCUGUUUCUUUGCUCCCUUCAAGGAGAUGAGGUGUCUGGAAAAUUUUACAGUUCAGUUUUCCAAUUCCUUGUGCAUCAUUAAUUUAUAAAGAAGUGAAGCAUCUUCCAGUAGUUCAUCACUGAACAGCAAUCAAUCAGACCACUUUGUAUCAGAGGAAGAUUUAUUAGAAUCUUAAUUUCUAUUCCACUGUUCAUUGGUAAAGCACUUCACAAAUAUACAGUGUCAUCAAAAUCACUGCAGCCACCUUAGGGGAGGAAAGCAGAGGCAUUACAUAAGUGUUAAAAGGCACAUCCUAUUGGAAGUGUAAGGGGAACUUAAGGUAGGUGGAAUGGCUUUACUGAAGAUGGAAUUUGACUCUUUGGGGGAGGCCUGAAGAAGAGACAGAGCACCAAGGGGUGCUUGGAACUGCUCAGAUGUAAUUUCACUACUCCCUCAUAGGAGGCAGAACUUGCUUGACUGUCAUCUUGCUUCACAUUGGACCAGCUGUCUCACUAAUUUCUACAAGAAGGUAGAGCUAUUAGGAUAGUGUGAAACAGGAGAAUCUGGUCAAAUUAAUUAAAGGAGGGGUGGGGGACAGUGUAGAGUUGUCUAAAUGAAGCAUGGGAGAGGCAUAAUUGUGUGGUGGCUAAUCUUGAGUUUGAAGAGUUUGCAUAUCAGCUGUGUUUUAUUCAAAUAUUGUUUUUUCCAGGUGAAAAGGAUGAAGAAAACUUAAAGACACAUCCUCUCAUGUCAAAUAAAGGAAAGGGCUCGGAUUUCUUGGCUGCCUCCUCUAUGAAGAACUCUGAGGCUGCUAAGUUAGAGGAAGCCCAGGCACCAAUCUUGAGCCCUCAAGAGGACAACAUUCAGGAGUGUAGCCAGCUGCUUGUACAAAACGCACAAGGCUUGACCAUUCCCCUGCCAAACUAUACCUUCCCACAAACAGAGUCUAACAGCAGGAGUGAGUGCACAGCCCUUGCAAGGACCUCUGCUGAUGAGACAGAAGACUUUUUCUCCAUAAACUUCACCCAGGAUUCGGAGGGAAAUAGGGUUCUAGCUCACAGGAGUUCAGCUGACUCAUUCACUGGGAGAAUUUCAAGGAAGAGAAUGAGUUACUUUAUAGGUGAGAAAGAGGGCCAUUUGUGCUGCAAGAGGGAGAGAACUGGAGUGGGUCUCAAACCUAAACACCUGAUGAAAGGUAGGAGGAGAUGUAAAAACCUGCCUCCUGGUGGAAUUUCUUUUAUGGAUUUCUCAGGGGUUGAGAAUGUAUGUCCUGUUCCCAAGGAUAACGAAGGCCAGCAGACCAAUUGGCCUCUAUCCCAGGGGCAAACUACUAAAGCAGAGUUUUUGAGAGACAGUAGUCAAAAUUUUCCUGGCUUUUGGACAAGAAACUGUCACAAUAUGGCUGGUUCAGCAGAAGAGCAGGGGACCAGUAAGAGUAGUCCUACCACACAGUUGUUUACCCAGGAUUCAGAGGGAUACAGAGUCAUUUCUCACCAGCACUUCUCUGAGAGCAUCAGAUCACCUUUGCAGAAAAAGUAUCUGCAGGACAAAACCAACUUUGACCAUAGAGUGCUUAGCCCACCUUCUGUAGGCUGCUUUAAGGUUUAUUCUUCAGGAGCACAGGACAGAACUCCUUUAGCUACUACAGCUGUGAAUUUAAGUGAGCCUGAGUCAUGCUAUGAUUUGUUAUUCACAGAGGAUUCAGAAGGAAAUAGAAUUAUCAAACACUGAUUCAGUAGUAUUUUUCUGAGUAAAGAGGAUGCUAAAAGUGACUUUUUUAGAUGUACAUGAAAAACUCCUAAGGCAUACACAGUGCAUCACCUUCUUUAAGAAAGAUACAGGGAAUAUGUAAGUGUAAACACUGCAUAUACAGCCGUUGGCUAUGAGUGGUAUAGACCCAAACCCACAGGCUAUUUACUCUGCAUGCAGGAUUGUCUUUGAUUAAAAAGAGAUUAUAUAUGUGCAAAUAAAGUGAUCAUUUUAUAGUAAAAUGUGUUGUAAUUGAGUUUCCACAUCUGUUCCUUCCAAUGCCCUGCUCAGAUGAACACAGGCACCAUGUUGUCACACAUUGUAUCUAAGUGAGUAAACUCUUUCCUGGGGGAGGGGAGACAGACACACACCAUCAAUUUACAUGUUUGGCAAGGCUCUGCUUCUGAUGGUUCUAUAUAAAAGGAAGCAUGAGGGGUACCUUCAGUCCCACAUGUUGAGGAAUAAGGGUCCAUUACUAUUCAAGACUUAAGGGGAAAAAAAAAAAAAGACACCUUGCCAGUGAUU
Gopherus evgoodei (Goodes thornscrub tortoise) is the source of this 3143-nucleotide messenger RNA. Its product is annotated as aurora kinase A and ninein-interacting protein-like. The transcript has a single exon. The coding region runs from base 1617 to 2600 and encodes 327 amino acids. The record is from RefSeq and is a predicted model, not a curated record. Lineage: Eukaryota; Metazoa; Chordata; Testudines; Testudinidae.